UCGCCGGCAGUCUGCGUCGAUCACUCGUUGGGAUAUCGACGACGCCGGACACGUGCUCCACAAACGUGAUCUAUUGGCGCGCGCGCGCGCGCGAGCGGGCCGGCGUCUCUUUAAUCGCGCGGUGCUUAUAUCCUCUCCGCAACAGCAGCGCGCGGCUCAUUCCUCGAGGCAAACAGCCCGCGCGAGGAGCAUCGAUGCAGUGUGAACUUGAAGUUUCGGCCUAAGAAGACGAUGAAUACUGCGAGGCUUCGAGCGACAACGGCUCGGCUGGUGACGAUCAUGGGCCUGCUGGCUCUGGUGGAAGCAUCCUCGGUGAGCCCACGGCCGGAGGCUAAGCUUUUGGAGCUUCUGGCGAGGCCCUUCGCGCCUACCGAGGGAGCGUCCGACGAGUGCAUAAGGGACAGCAAGAUCUACUUCGCCGAGCUGCGCAAGUACAAUCCGUGGGCCCUUCAAAUGUACGACGCGUCCGCGAAGAUCCCUCCCGGCGUGAUAACCGGAAACAUUCAGCAACUGGGCAACUACGACGAGUGCCUGAAGAUAAAGACCGGACAGGAUUUCGUGGCGCAAGCUUGCAGCGCCUCGGUGCAGUUCGAGAUUUUGAAGGGGCCGAAAACCUCGCUGGAGCUGGACAUGAAGGAUCUGCUUCUUCAAGUCGCUAAAGCUUCGGAUCUGAAAACCAUACCGGACUACUCCGUCGAUUACGAGUGGAUGUGGUGCGUGCCGUCGACCUGCAAUUACUCGGAGAUAUCGGAAGCCCUUGAACUUGCUCUCGAUCCUCUCAAGGUGGACGGUCGGCUGGAUUUCGCGGUGAACGUCAACGCCAACUCUUGCCACACCGUAGCCACGAGCGGCAGUGGAUUCGACAUGGCUGACUGGUCCUACAUUGCGAUAAUGCUGGUAUUUUCGGCGAUAAUCAUAGCCAGUACCGCUUACGAUCUUCAUACGAAACGCCGAGCUGAGGAAUUGAAGCGCAAAGACACCAAGUCCAGCCUGCUGACGUCGUUCUCGCUCUACUCGAAUGGCAAACGUUUGCUGAGCACCAGCAGACCUGGAGACACGAUUGGCUGUCUCGAUGGCCUGCGUUAUCUCAGCAUCUGUUGGAUCAUCUACGGACACACGUUCUAUCUGGAAGUGGUCGGCGUCAAGAUGGAUCGAAGUCAGAUUCCCAAGCUCCACGAGGAUUGGACUUCGCUGCUGGUCUUGAACGGCAACAUCGUCACUGACACUUUUUUCCUUCUCAGUGGCAUUUUACUGGCCUACACGACCUUAGUCAAGAGUAGCAAAGACGUAAAUCCAUCCCUCAACGUCGUAAAUCUCUAUCUUAAUCGCUAUUUCAGAUUGACGCCAGCCUAUGCUAUUGUAGUUGGAUUCUACGCGACUUUGUUCGAGAAGUUGGGUUCCGGAUUGAAAUGGAACGUUUGGGUCCACAAUAGCAAACUGGAUUGUCGGGCCAACUGGUGGACGAAUCUUCUUUAUAUCAACAAUUACGUCAACAUCUCCAACAUCUGUAUGUCCCAAAGUUGGUACCUGUCGGUUGACAUGCAACUGCUUUGGAUCUCUCCAAUCUUCCUUUACCCAAUGAUCAAGUUCAACAGAGGCGCAAUCUUCUGGACAGUGAUUAUCGUCGCGAUACUGAUAACCAUUUUGAUACCUUUCUGCAUAACUUACGCUCUUCAUCUAACAGGAACGAUGCUUUAUUACAAAAAUUUGAAAGACGUGACGAACGUGUACUUGCAAAUCUACACGAGAGUGUACACAAGAGCAGGACCAUAUCUAAUGGGGCUGGCGCUCGGUUACAUACUUUUCAAGACGAAGGGAUACAAAACGAGAAUAGCUUCGGCCUACGUACUGUGCGGAUGGUUGAUAGCAGCGACCGCUGGGAUGUCUGCAAUUUUCGGUCCGAGAGGAAUGUAUUUCAGCGAUCAUCAUUACAGUCAGCUAGAAGCAAGUUUCUAUGCAGGAUUUCACAGACAUGCCUUCUCCUUAGCCGUUUCGUGGAUCAUCUUUGCGUGUGUUAACGGAUACGCAGGCCCGGUGAACGCCUUCCUCUCCUGGAACGUGUGGGUUCCGUUGUCGAAGCUCACCUACAGCGCCUACCUGAGCCACUACAUAAUCCUGCUGUACAACGUCGGCAGCGCCCGUACCUCAAGCAGUCUGACGACCUACGGUGCUCUGCACACUUUCUUCGGUAAUCUCUGCCUGACGAUGCUGAUAUCUCUGUGUCUGAACUGCUGCUUCGAAAUGCCCUUCAUGAUCCUGGUGCGGCAACUUCUAACGCCUCGAGCCUCGAAGGAGAGACUGGCGACGAAACCCAGCGCCGAACAUAUCUUCGGCUCGACGGAUUCUGGAGCGGGUAUCUACCGAUCCACCGACGACAUCGGCGGUAACUCAAAAACGAGUAGCGUCGACAGCGUCUUCGCUAUCGGGAAGGAUGAGUCGUGCUGCGUUUACAACGUCGAUGUGGAGAGUGCGACGUCGAGGAAAAUUCUUGAGACGAGGGAUGUGGGACAGAGUAACGAUCGCAGAUACACCGCAGUCGGAUAGGGUGGAUAAGACGAGUCGGUUGUUGUUUUAAUUUCAUUCUAUAUAUAUAUAUAUAUAUUUUUUUUUGUACAGUUUUUGCACGGUUGUUCUUUCAUAGUAUUAUUCGUAGUUAUUAGAGAGUGGCUGGAAAGAUUAAUGGUUGUGUAUGUGCGCAGUAAGUGUGUGUAUGUUUGUGUCAUUUGAGCCAAGCUUUACUUAACGAUAUGAUCCACCACUCUGAUUACAGAGAUAAACGCAAAUCGAAAAAAAAUAUAAUUGUUUAUUGGAUCAGUUGAACGAUUUUUAAAAUUUAAAAAAACCACGGGAAUCUAUAUCGACAGGGUAUAUGCACGGUUUAAAAAGAUGUGUAUAAGUAAAUUAACGAUACAAGAGAAGUUUUAUCAUCGCAUGAUAGUAGGGAUCAACUUUACCGAACGUCGUGAGCGAAUUCAAGUUUUGUUUUUAACGUAUGCGUACGCGCAUAAGCGUUGAUAAUGUACAUUUUGUUGUGUAUCGAAAAAAUUAUCUUGAAAAAUGUUUUAAAAAAAUUUGCAUAACUAAAUGAACGACUAUGAAGAGAAUUAAGUAAUCGCAGGAACGAAAGUAUUAAUUUUUUAUUAGAUAUUAUAUUAUAUCGUCGGUCCCUACGAAGAAUAGUACGGUUCAGAUUUGCUACGAAGACUAGUACAUUUCAGAUCUUUCCCACAUGAAAAAAUCUAAUUGUUUUGGAGAAAAACAAAUAGUUAUUUUGGUUAAAACUAAUAGAAUUGCAAUACUUUUAAAGUUGCCAAACAUUUUUUUUAAAUUUAAAAAGUUGUUAUGAGAUUUAAUAUUAUUUUUUUUCCAAUUAAAGUUUUCAAUAAAAAUUUUUUAAAUUUCGAAAUUUUUCAAAAGGUUUUUUCAAAAUAACUAUUUGUUUAUCUCCAAAACAAUUGGAUUUUUUCAUGUGGGAAAGAUCUGCAAUGUACUAGUCUUUGCGCGACAAAUCUGAACCGUACUACUAUUCGUAAGGACCGACGAAUUAUAUCAUGUCAUAUCAAGUUAGAAUAUAAGAAAUGCAUUUUAUCAAUUCGACCAACACUUAGGGCUGUAGGGGUAGCUUUUAUAAAUUUUCUAGUAGGAAGAGAUAAGAGACUAAAUAUUUGUUAGAGUCAGUAGUGCUUGAAAUGCUCCAGUGCAUGUGUAGAACUUUGGCAGUACUAAAUAGUUUUAGACAUAUUAUAACAUAGAGCGAGGCUAGUGAACAAUAUCUACUAUGUCAUUACGUAGUCGAAAUCAUUGUGUUCCUUAUUGAAUAAGUUCGCGUGUUUAGUAUAUAAGUGACGUAAUUUAUUCAAUCUUAUACUGUCCCGCACGAGAGCGUUUCGAUCUUGUAAUGAUGAUUUCUCAGACGUCGUGCGUCAUACUUGUAGGUUCAUAGAACAGAAUAUAAUAUUUCAUUGAUACACUUAUAUUAUUCGGUAAAAACAUAGUAAUUGUAACGUGGUUUCUGGUGUUUUAGAAUUAUUAAAAACCUUUUUGAAUUAAAAAAAA
This is a messenger RNA of Nasonia vitripennis (jewel wasp), 4056 nucleotides long. Its product is annotated as nose resistant to fluoxetine protein 6-like. Bases 232 to 2544 code for a protein of 770 amino acids. The record is from RefSeq and is a predicted model, not a curated record. Gene Ontology annotation, molecular function: acyltransferase activity, transferring groups other than amino-acyl groups. The transcript is spliced from 11 exons. Lineage: Eukaryota; Metazoa; Arthropoda; Insecta; Hymenoptera; Pteromalidae.